Alternaria hordeiaustralica is the source of this 615-nucleotide messenger RNA. RefSeq lists its product as uncharacterized. Gene Ontology annotation, cellular component: cytosolic large ribosomal subunit; ribosome. Gene Ontology annotation, biological process: cytoplasmic translation. Gene Ontology annotation, molecular function: rRNA binding; structural constituent of ribosome. The record is from RefSeq and is a predicted model, not a curated record. The transcript is spliced from 7 exons. Lineage: Eukaryota; Fungi; Ascomycota; Dothideomycetes; Pleosporales; Pleosporaceae. Bases 1 to 615 code for a protein of 204 amino acids.
AUGAAGUACAUCCACUCUGAGGAAGAGCUCGAGAUCCCCGAGGGCGUCAAGGUCCAGAUCAAGAACAGAAAUGUUCUCGUUGAGGGUGACCUCUACGAUCCUCGAACCGAUUCUUACACUCCACAGGGCAAGCUCACAAAGUCUCUCGGUCACUUGGCGGUCAGCUUCACGCACCCCAAGAAGAACCUCAUCAAGAUCGAGCUCCACCACGGUUCCCGCAAGAGCGUCGCCACCCUCCGCACUGUCCGCACCCUGAUUAACAACUUGAUCAUCGGUGUCACCAAGGGUUACAAGUACAAGAUGCGUUACGUAUAUGCCCAUUUCCCCAUCAACGUCAACCUGGACAAGAACAAGGAGACCGACUGCUGGGAGGUUGAGAUCAGGAACUUCAUCGGCGAGAAGCUCGUACGAAGGGUCGUCAUGAGGCCCGGUGUUGAGGUUGAGGCAUCAAAGAACCAGAAGGAUCAGCUCGAGCUGUCCGGAAACUCGCUCGAGGACGUCUCCCAAGGUGCCGCCGAUAUCCAGCAAAUCUGCAAGGUCCGCAACAAGGAUAUCCGAAAGUUCUUGGACGGUCUGUACGUGUCGGAGCGCGGCAACAUCGUUGAGGACGCGUAA